Molecule: messenger RNA, 2345 nt
Organism: Fusarium odoratissimum NRRL 54006
Lineage: Eukaryota; Fungi; Ascomycota; Sordariomycetes; Hypocreales; Nectriaceae
Exons: 5
Coding region: 106-1959 (617 amino acids)
Biological process (GO): transmembrane transport
Cellular component (GO): membrane
Molecular function (GO): myo-inositol:proton symporter activity
Source: RefSeq, a predicted model, not a curated record
CUUAUAUAUAAUACAGCCUCAGGUUAUGAAGAUCUUGUUGUUUCAGCAGUGUCUCUCCUCUUCUUUUUCUCACUGUCCUGACUGUUGAUUUACUGGACUUUAAACAUGGAUGACAAGGAUAUUUCACCUGGCCACGGUGGCUCGUCUUACGAUGACAAGACCGUUACGCCUCCGCCUGAGAAGGGAGGUGCUGAGAUUCUAGAGCAUGCUUCUCAGGGUCGUCGCCACUCCGUCGCUCUCAACAUUGUUCAGAACCCUCUCCAGAGCAAAACCAAGGAUCAAGUCGUCGCCGACGCUCGCGCCUUUGCCGAGUCCAAUGGCAUGUCUGAGCAUGUUGACCUCUUCGGCCGAGCAGCUCUCAUCGCCCGUGACCCCGACAACUUCGAAUCCCAUGACCUUCUCGACGACGAACGCGCUGCUCUCAUCUAUGAGAGAGACCACAAGUGGCAUGGGUCUAAGAUGCUGUGGUACUCAAUUGGUCUUUGUGCCGUGGGUGCUGCUACGCAGGGAUGGGAUCAGACAGGUGCCAAUGGCGCUAAUCUUUCAUUCCCCAAGGAGUUUGGCAUUGAUGGCAAGGGACGCGAUGAGUGGAUUGUUGGUAUCAUCAACUCCAUCAUCUUCCUGACUGCUGGUCUGAUCGGUGCCUUUAUCGUCGAUCCUCUCAACCACUACUUCGGCCGACGUGGAGAGAUCUUCAUCACAGCCUGUUGCUUGGUUGCUACCCCCAUCGCUUCAGGUUUCGCCAAGAACUGGCAAGAGCUCUUUGCCAUCCGUUUCAUCAUGGGAAUUGGUAUUGGUGCCAAGAACGCUACUGUGCCUAUCUAUUCCGCCGAGAUGGCCCCUGCUCGAAUUCGAGGUGCUCUCGUCAUGUUCUGGCAGCUUUGGGUCGUCAUUGGUAUCUUCCUCGGUUUCUGUGCCAAUGUCAUCGUCAAGGAUAUCGGAGAUAUCGCCUGGCGUCUGGAACUCGGCUCUGCUUUCAUCCCCGCCUUCCUCCUCGCUGUCGGCAUCUACUUCUGCCCCGAAUCUCCUCGCUGGCUGAUGAAGCACGGCCGUAUCGCCGAUGGAUUCGUCUCCAUGUCCAAGCUUCGAGCUCACCCCAUCAUCGGUGCUCGCGAUUACUACUACUCUUACAUCAUCUACCACGAGGAGCUUCGCGAGAAUGCCGGCGCUGGUUACUUUGCUCGUCUUUGGGACUGCUUCGCUGUUCCUAGGAUUCGACGUGCCAACUACGGCGCUAGCACUGUCAUGUUGGCCCAGCAGAUGUGCGGUAUCAACAUCAUCUCUUUCUACAGCUCUAGUAUCUUCCGAGAGGCUGGUUACAGCCACGACGAGGCUCUGUAUGCUUCUCUGGGUUACGGUGCUAUUCAGGUCGUUUUCACCAUUCCUACUCUCUUCCUGAUUGAUACCAAGGGACGACGAUUCUUGACUUUGGCUACCUUCCCUUUCAUGUGUAUUUUCCUUCUCGCUGGUGGUCUCUCACUCCUCAACAACAGCGACAACCGAGCUGCCAACAUUGGUCCCGUUGUUCUGUUCGUCUACCUUUUCACCAUCGCCUACUGUCUGGGAGAGGGACCUGUCGCCUUCCAGUAUUCAGCCGAGGUCUUCCCCACCAUCCAGCGAGAGCAGGGUAUGGCUUGGGCUGUCUGCAUCAACAACACCUUCGCCGGUGUUCUUGGCUUGACAUUCCCUCGUAUGAAGACUGUCAUGACACCCACAGGAGCUUUCGGCUUCUAUGCUGGGCUUAACCUCAUUGCCUGGGGUAUGAUCUUCUGCUUCGUUCGUGAGACGAAGCAGAUGACCCUUGAGGAAUUGGAUCAGGUCUUCUCCGUCCCUACAAAAAGCUUCUUGUCUCAUGAGACAAAGGUCUGGCUGCCAUAUAUCUUCAAGCGCUAUGUCCUUCGCAAGGACAUCCCGCGUCCUCCUCCCAUUAUUGAGAAGGGCGAGAAGACACUCGCAUAAUUGGUGGAAUAGCUUGGGCUGCUGUCAUGUAUAUAAGUAGCAAGUAUCCUGAGUCAGGCGGUGGAUAAUCCAUAGUGUAAUGGAACCAUGAAGUAACGUCAUAUGCCAAAACCGGACCAGAACAACAUAAGUCCGUGACUGGGUAACACCUUUUAAUCGUAACUGCAGCCAAUAGGAAACACAAUUGGUACCUGUAAUUGCAGGGCCUUCAGUAUGUUCAUAGGUUGCUGGGUUCUCAUUAGCUAGUAUCACGAGCUGUCACGAGGAUUCUUUCUGAAAAAGUAACCCCAGCCAAUUUUGAGUUCAAGCUGAGCCUCGUUACGAGUCGCAAAUAUAGUCAACCACGUAAUGCGACUGCCCACUUCUUGUUCUCUUUAGGAAGGCCA